CUAGGGAAAAUAAGGCCCUAGCAACCAUAUAGUCACUGAGAUAACCAAACUGGAGUGCAACAAAAAGCUAAAUAACUGAAUAACCCAUUCAAAAUAAAUAGCCAAAAAAGACCAACUGCAAACUGUGUCAGACUAUCCUAGGCUACAUCAUAAACCUAAGUUAUUCAGACAGUUCCCGCUAGAGGCCGCUGUGAUGCAGGAACUAAUAGGGGAGCCGGCAGGUACCAUUACUGUUGGGGAGAGGACGGAGCACGGUCUUUGGAACAAACCUUUUGGACUGAUUAAUGCGCGCAAAUAUAGCGAAACGCUGCCUCAGUUGCCUGGCUUUGCGCGUUUGGUAAGACGGUGUCCUAAAAUGAACACGACAGUGUCGGAUAAUGAGGCUGAGGUACCGCAGUUGGAUCGUUCUGCUCCUGGUUACACUCGGCGGGAAUGCGCAGGUCUCGGUGAUCGUCGAUAGAGAGGUAAAUGCCAAGUUGGGGUCGGACACCAAGUUAUACUGCGAAGUGAAAACCCCCGACAUUAUCUCCCAAGUCACUUGGCAGAGGAAGUUGUCGCCCAACAAUGAGAAUUUCAUGACCUACAGCAAAGGAGAGGAACCCAUGCACCUGACUCCGUUUGGGCAGAGAGUGAAAUUUCUGGGCAACGGGGAUCUGGGAGGCUCCAUACUGAUUCCCAAUGUAACCCUGGCCGACCAGGGCACCUACCUCUGUAUCUUCACCACAUUUCCCGGAGGCACAAAGGAAGGAGAGAUUCAUUUAUCCAUCUGGGUGGAGCCGUCGGUGGAAGUGCAGCUAAAUCCAGUGCUGUCGGGGCCAAAUCCGGAUAUUAUUGCUGAAUGUGUAGCCUUUGCCUCCAAACCCGCAGCCAAUAUCAGCUGGGAUACAUACGGCCUCCCCCACUCUUCCACUGAAACCCCAGUACAGCAUUCUAAUGGGACGGUGUCGGUACGGAGCCAGCUAUGGAUGGUGCCUUCUCCUGGGCUUAAUGGGCAUCAGGCAACUUGUCUGGUUUCUCUGCCUGAGCAAAUGUAUGAGAAACUGAUACAUAUGAACAUUACAAAUAUUCAGUACGCCCCUCAGACAGUGCAUGUCACAGUACGCAGAGUAAAGGACGACCCUCCGUACAUUGAGUGUUGGGCAGAUGGCAACCCUACAGUCACCUACGCGUGGAGGAGGGGGAAUAGAUCCAUUACUGAUGAUGAGGCCCAGGUUACAGGGAACACUCUGUAUUUUCCCAGAGGGAAUACGGAUAAUAAUGGCCUGUAUGUCUGUGAGGCCACAAACAGCAUUGGGAGAAACUCAAAGUCAGUCUAUUUAUAUAAAUACUCAGAUGCUACUCCCAACUGUCACACAGGAAUAUGGAUUACAGUAAUUCUACUUGUAGCCUUAGUGAUUAGCGCCACUGGGUAUUACUACAUAAGGAAGCAGAGAAAUCAUUUUUGCAGGGAAGAAGAUGACGACGAAGAUGAUGGACAAACAGGUUGUGGGCUGCAGGUACUGGAAGAAGAACGACAGACAGGUUCUGGGACCCAGGUACUGGAAGAAGAACAACAGACAGGUUCUGGGACCCAGGUACUGGAAGAAGAACAACAGACAGGUUCUGGGACCCAGGUACUGGAAGAAGAACAACAGACAGGUUCUGGGACCCAGGUACUGGAAGAAGAACAACAGACAGGUUCUGGGACCCAGGUACUGGAAGAAGAAGGACAGACAGGUUCUGGGACCCAGGUACUGGAAGAAGAACGACAGACAGGUUCUGGGACCCAGGUACUGGAAGAACCAGAACAUUUUGCAGAUGCUCAGUCAAACCUUGUAAGAUACGGCUGAAUUAAUAUCGAGAAUACCUGUAGCUGCGCUUGGCUGACUAGUCUAAUAGACCCCUUAGGGCACCCUGAGGGGCAGCUCAGCAAUGAAUCCUCAAUGCCUGCUACCGGCCCAAAGUGUGUGACUGUGGAGGCAUGGGCAGAGAGUGCUAUGAGCAUGGGUAGAGAGUGCUAUGAGCAUGGGUAGAGAGUGCUAUGAGCAUGGGCAGAGAGUGCUAUGAGCAUGGGCAGAGAGUGCUAUGAGCAUGGACAGAGAGUGCUAUGAGCAUGGGCAGGUAGAGAGAGAGAGUCAGAUCAGGAGGGAUAAGGUUAAUGCUCCACGGUAAAUUAGUCACCCACAAUAAAUCUCUGCUGCUGUGGACAACUAAAAAAGCCUUUCCAGCUGCAAUAAAGGGAAUUGCUGGAGGAAAGGCCUGUGUAUAGCUUCAUGUAACUUUUCCUCCUGCAGGCAACUUCGCCUGACUUUUCAUACCACGGCGAUCAAUCGUUUAAUCGAUGGGAUAGGUUAGAACAUUUUCAGUGGGAUAAGGGUAAAACCUGCGCAUGUAUUCUGUAUUUUUACAGUGAGAGCUGUGAAGUUGUGGAAUUCCCUCCCUGAAUCAGUGGUACUGGCUGAUACAUUAGAUAGGUA
Messenger RNA from Xenopus tropicalis (tropical clawed frog), 2456 nucleotides. It is a transcript of the gene nectin1l2, whose product is annotated as nectin cell adhesion molecule 1 like 2 gene 1. Gene Ontology annotation, cellular component: membrane. Lineage: Eukaryota; Metazoa; Chordata; Amphibia; Anura; Pipidae. The transcript is spliced from 8 exons. The record is from RefSeq and is a predicted model, not a curated record. The coding region runs from base 378 to 1829 and encodes 483 amino acids.